This is a messenger RNA of Siniperca chuatsi (mandarin fish), 3236 nucleotides long. It is a transcript of the gene sertad2b, whose product is annotated as SERTA domain containing 2b. The record is from RefSeq and is a predicted model, not a curated record. Gene Ontology annotation, cellular component: nucleus. Gene Ontology annotation, molecular function: transcription regulator activity. Bases 618 to 1910 code for a protein of 430 amino acids. NCBI's taxonomy places the organism in Eukaryota, Metazoa, Chordata, Actinopteri, Centrarchiformes, Sinipercidae. The transcript is spliced from 3 exons.
AGCUAGGCUAAUAUUUCAACACGUGAAAGCUGACAUUAGCCCUAUAGCCUCUUUAAAUUGUAGCUAAACUACCCGAAAGCUAAGGUAAACUGUAAUUUUUAAUCGUAUUUAGCAUCUAAAAUCUAAACUGAGCCGAAUUUGUAUGAGUUAUUGACCACCUACGGCCAGAGCAGUAGGUUGUUCUUAUUUACUAUCUGCCUCGUGAUACAGAAAUGCAGCACCAGACUGGCUGUUCUUACAUGACUUCGCAUUGGCCGCGGUCUGUGACAUUGGAGACGUUGGACUGAGCCUGUACAUGGUCCAUCAGUUUUUAGGUAAAAUAGAAAUUACAUAUCUCAGCAGUAGCGGAGUGAGCUUUCUUCCGUAACAAAACACCUCGAAAGCCAUUUCUUUCAAAUCUAUUUUUCUACUUUAGCACCGUGCUGGACGGAUCUGCCAUAGAGGCUCGUGAAGGCAGCAGCGUUCCUGUGAGCGGAGGCAGUUUUCUCCUCCUAUCAGCGCCAUUGUGUGACAGAGUCUCCGGGACCGAGGACGGCUUGUUCUUCAGUAGCCGACAGGACUGUUUAAAUACCCCCCCAUGUUUCUCUUUCAAACUCCGGCGGCCCUGGACGUGAUAUAUGUUCGGUAAAGGUGCGAAGCGGAAGCUGGAUGAGGAUGAAGAGGGGCUGGAAGGCAAAACGCUGGAGGUGUCGGUGGCGGGAGGGGGACUAGGCCUCGGUCCAGAGGGCCUGUCCAAGGUGUCGUACACCCUGCAGCGGCAGACCAUCUUCAACAUCUCCCUGAUGAAGCUGUACAGCCAGCGGCCACUUGGCGAGCCCAGCCUGGAGCGCCGCGUCCUCAUCAACAACAUGCUGCGACGCAUCCAGGAUGAACUCAAGCAGGAAGGCUCCCUGCGGCCGCUGCUCUUCCCGCCCUCGCCGCCACCAGAUGACCCUAUGGAUGAGGGCUUCCGUGAGGCACCACCCUCCUUUGGUGUUUUGUCAGCGGCAGCGACGGCACAGGUAUCCCAGCCUUCUGCGCUGUUGAUGCCGGUGAUCGCUCCACCGUCUUCACCCCACCCAAUGGUGCCUCCCAACUGCCAGGCAUCCCAGGCCUGCCACAACCGUUUGGAGGCCUGCUCCGCCCCUCUGGAAGCCUGCCUCACUCCAGCCUCCUUAUUGGAGGAGGAUGGUGGAGAUUCAGCCUUUUGUGCUCCAUCCCCACCCACUCCUCCUCUGUCGCCUCCCCCGGCACAGCCUCCCCCGUUACCUUCGGCACUUCUGAGCCAGACGUCCCCACGGGUCCCUGUGCCUGCCUCGUCCAAUGACGGUUUCCCCUCCGCUCUGAGUGACAUGGAGUUGGGUCCUCCCACAGCCAUAACAAGGACAGCAGCAGCUAAUACUACGACCGUGACUACCUCCCCAGCUCCCACGCCACUCACCCAGCCCUCCCACUUAGCACCCCUCUCCCCAACACCCACAGGCCCACCCAGAGACUGCAGGACCAUGGGUGCUAAACCAGAGGCAGCUGGCAUCUUGCUAGCAGAAAGCCGCUGUGCUGAGCUCCGGCCGAUGGACACUCUGCCCACACUGCCCCCUAGUGGCCUAGUAGACAUUUCCUCCUCUCCUUCCUCCCCUUCUUCCUCUUCCUCCCCCUCGGGGUUUCUAUCAGACUUGGCGCUGGACGAUGUUCUGUUUGCCGACAUCGACACGUCCAUGUAUGACUUUGACCCCUGCACGACAGCAGGGGCUGUGAGCGUGACGGCAGGUGGUGGCCUCGCCAAACUGUCGCCAGUGGUGACGGCGGACGACCUCCUCAAAUCGCUGGCGUCGCCAUACAGCGGCCCCGCCCCCCAGGUUUCAGCCAGUCAGCCUUUCAAAAUUGAUCUGACAGAACUAGACCACAUCAUGGAGGUGUUGGUGGGUUCGUGACUCAGAACCUCAGAAACACACAGACAGUUAAAUCCUGAGAAUAGACUGGAAUGACAAUUUGGGAUUGAUUUGGGGGGUUUUCUGGUUGUUGUUUUUAUGUUUUUUUUACUCUCUUCAAAGGUCGGUAAUUGUAAACAUUGAUGGUGAUGUCAAUUAGUACUACUAUGAUAACUGCUACUACACAACACUGUGCAUGCACUGUGCUUGCCUUUCCAAAUAUGGAAAUGAAGUAACCAGGAAACAAAGACACACAUAUGUUUGUAUUUCUAUACUUGUGAGAACCUCCAUGGACUCCAUUCAUUUCCUUAUCCUAAUUUAAACCUAAUUCUAGUUUUAAUCUUUAACCUGAACCCAAGCCUUAACCCUAAAAAGUAACUGUAAAUAGAAAAAAUGAGGACCGGUAAAUUGUUCUCAUUCUGGAGGAUUUUUGAUCAUUCUGUCUUUGUGAGGAUAUUUACUUCUCACAGGUAUAGAAAUACAAGUGAACACACAUGACACACACACACAAAACACACAAACACACUGAAUUCAUGGCUUUUAACAGAUGAGUGCCUUUCAAAAUGACCACUUAUUCAAUUCCUGUUUUUACAGUAUUUGUUUUUUUCCGAGUUCUUUUCACUUUAACAAGCCUAGAGAGGUCACUCCUCAAUGUUUGUUUUAAUUUAUUGUAUUGUAUUAAAACUAUUAUUAAGUAAGGUAAUUUGAGGUAAGGUAACAUGAUCAAAUAAUAAUUAUUUAAUCUUUAUCUUAUUACAUAUGCUAUGUUAUUUGUAAAGCAAGCAUAAAAAGUUUUUUAUGAGAAAUACAUUGUUUUGCCAGUGUGCUACAUAUUAGCUUGGCUAUAUAAUUACGCUUUGGGAAUAGCUCUAAAACACAUCGCCUGGUUGUUUGUUAAACUCUUUUGGUAGAAGGAGAUGUCUGUUCUUGUACACAUCAUGUCUAUGAAUUCAGUUCAGGACUUAUUUUUUUCUUUCCCUUCCUUAUUGGCAGGCACAUAUAACUGUGCUGGAUGGAAAUUUACAUGAGCUCAGUCAUUUGGGCUAGUUAUCAUGCUUCAGUUACAGCAGAAUUCAAAUGAGCUACAUCCACAGGAAAGCUUGACGUGCUUACAUUAGAAGCGGCAGCAGCCCAUCACCAACUCUUUCCUCCCAGCUACUGUAGAUGUAGAUGAUCUGAAAAGUCCAACCUAAGCAGAGACUUUAGGCUCCAAACUAAUUUGGCUUCAUAGGACCCAAGACAAAACAACUAUCACAGAUAGCAGGGAAAGUCAUUGUGGUACCAAUGUGACUCUGUAGAAUUUCUCAUAAACACACAAAGAAAGUUGAA